AUGACCUCCCUGGUCAUCCUACCGCGCUCCUCGGACGCCUUUAGCGCGUACAAGCCCUCGAAGAAUGCGCACAUUGACAUCCUCGCCCCGCAGGCCAAGGACAAGGGCGCGAGCGGCAAGGUCCUCCGCCUGGACCUCCACCAACCCGUGAUCCCGCUCGACUCGGCGACCAAGCUCGACCUCAUCGAGCUCGCCAUCCCGCGCCUGCUCGCCGGCCAGCCGACGCCGACGAGCUUCCACGCCAUCGCCAACUGCUGCCGCCACCUCGUGGCGGACCCGCGCGUCGACCUGCGCAAGGUGUACGACAACAUCGAGGAGAACCUCGUGAACGCGUGCCGCGGGAUCCAGCGCGAGUGCCGCGCGAGUAUCCUCGGCGACAGGAAUGGGAAUGGGAAUGGGAAUGGAAAUGGCGGCGGGGGUAAAUGGUUGGGCAGGUUGGUCGGCCAGUGGGAACGCUUCGAGGCGAAUGUGACGCUGCUGGCUGCGCUGUGUGUGUACCUCGACAGAGUGUACUGCAUCGAGGGUAGUGGCAACAUGAGUAUUCUGGACCGCGCGACGGCCCAGUUCCGCAAGCUCGUGUGGAGCAACGACCUGCUGCUCGAGAACACGCGCAACGAGUUUCUCGCGUGGGCCGCCGCCGAGCGCGAGGCCGCAGGACCCGACGCCGCGCUGCGUCCUGCUGCCACGGCCGUCGUCGCCCUCGCCAACAGACUCGCGACGCCCGACGACCUCGUCAAGCCGUACCUCGUCCAGACGCAGGAACACUAUGCGGCCAUGGCGGCGACGCACGUGUCCAAUGUCGAGACUGGGGCGCUGGGCGCCAUGGAGUAUGUCAAGUGGGCGCUGGACAAGGAGGCCGAGGAGGCCGAGCGCGCGCGCGCCGUCGUGUCGUCGCAGGUGGCCGACAAGGCGGUCGUGAUUGUCCGCGAGGAGAAUGGCGCCAAGGUCGCCGCGCGCGUGGUGCAGAAAGCGCUCGACGAAGCAAUGUACGCCGGGGAAAUGGGCGCGAUCGUGUACCUGUACAUGUACAGUGUGGAUUCGCGCGCCUUCAACCUCUUCUGCAAGGCCAUCCACGACCACAUCGAGACGCGUAUACGCACCGUCAUCUCGGACCCGGCCAACGACGCCCAGAUGAUCGAGAGUACCCUCAAGCUGAAGCGGUUUGCCGACCGCGCCGUGGCGGUCCUGUUCUCCCGUCCGCCCAAGAACAUUACUGCGGCGCAGAAAGAGGCAGAUGACCAAGGGGGGGAGGAUGGAGAUGGCCAAGACGACGUCGCGAUGGCCGAGCCCCGCAAGAUCCCCCAGCACGAGCGCCUCCGCCAGCUCGAGCUCGAGGAGGCCGUGCGGUCGGGCUUCAAGGCCGGCCUGGGCAGCAGGCAGAAUGCGCCUGCAGAGUGGAUCGCCAAGCACCUCGACGCCGCGAUGCGCAAGGGCCAAGGGUCGGGGACUGAACGCGAGUUCAACGCCCUCCUCGACGAGAUUAUCGCGCUCGUGGGCUUUACGAGGGACAAGGACGUGUUCCGCGCGUUCUACGCGUCAGGUCUCGCCAAGCGUCUCCUGCUCAAUAAAAGCGCCAGUGAUGACAUGGAGCGCAACAUGAUUGUCAAGCUUCAAAAUGAAAUGGGCGACGAGUUUACGUCUGGCGACGUCAUGAUGAAGGACCUCCAGGUGUCUGAAACCCUCGUCAAGGCGUACCAGUCUGCUCGCGUCAAGAACCCGGGCCAGUUCAAGGACUCGUCGUAUGGCGAAUUCACCGCCAACGUCCUCACCGAGUCGGCGUGGCCGCCGUACCCUUUGCUCAAGGAUGGGUGGGACUUUAAGCUUACCCCGCAGCUCCAGAGCUCCAUUGACACGUUCACGACCUGGUACUCGACCCAGCACCAGAACCGCCAGCUGUCGUGGCGCCACCAGCUCGCCACGGUCACCCUCACGGCCCGCUUCGACAGCGGCCAAUACGAGAUUGGCGUCAGCUUGUUCCAGGCCGUCGUGCUGCUGCAGUUCACCGAGGCGGACGUGCUGGACUUUAUGGAGCUCAAGAGCAGGACGGGCAUUGAAUCGUCCGAGCUCAUCCGCGUCCUCCAGUCCCUCUCCAUGGGCCGCAAGGGCACCCGCGUCCUCAUCAAGCGUCCAGCAGGCAAGGCCGUCGAGCCCACAGACAAGUUUGCCUUCAACAAGGGGUUUACGAGCGACAGGAUAAAGUUCAAGAUCAACCAGAUCCAGCAGGACCUCUCGGCCGACGAGUCGCGCAAGACCAACGAGCAAGUCGCCAUCGACCGCGUCUCGGUCAUGGAGGCAACCAUUGUCCGCAUCAUGAAGGGCCGCAAGAAGAUGACGCUUCAGCUCCUCAUUGAUGCCGUCGUCACGGACGUGUCGAAGCGCUUCCCGCCCGACGUCAAGGAGAUUAAGAAGCGUGUCGAGAGCCUCAUUGAGCGCGAGUAUCUCCAGCGCGACGAGCAUGACCGUAACAAGCUGCAGUAUCUUGCAUAG
This is a messenger RNA of Apiotrichum porosum, 2487 nucleotides long. RefSeq lists its product as uncharacterized. Gene Ontology annotation, molecular function: ubiquitin protein ligase binding. The record is from RefSeq and is a predicted model, not a curated record. Gene Ontology annotation, cellular component: Cul4-RING E3 ubiquitin ligase complex. The transcript has 11 exons. Bases 1 to 2487 code for a protein of 828 amino acids. Gene Ontology annotation, biological process: DNA damage response; protein ubiquitination; ubiquitin-dependent protein catabolic process. NCBI's taxonomy places the organism in Eukaryota, Fungi, Basidiomycota, Tremellomycetes, Trichosporonales, Trichosporonaceae.